Schistocerca cancellata (South American locust) is the source of this 840-nucleotide messenger RNA. Its product is annotated as ejaculatory bulb-specific protein 3-like. The coding region runs from base 65 to 445 and encodes 126 amino acids. The transcript has 2 exons. Lineage: Eukaryota; Metazoa; Arthropoda; Insecta; Orthoptera; Acrididae. The record is from RefSeq and is a predicted model, not a curated record.
CUCGCCGCGACACACACGGUAGCCGUGUCAGUACCACUACCAGUACCAGGUGAGCCGCAUCGCCAUGGUCCGCACGAUUGUCGCGCUGCUGAUGCUCGGGGCGCUGGUGGCGGCGCAGGACAAGUACACCACCAAGUUCGACAGCGUCAACCUGGACGACAUCCUCAACAACGACCGCCUGCUCAACAAGUACGCGCAGUGCCUGCUCGACGCGGACGACCGCAACUGCACGCCUGACGCCAAGGAGCUGAAGAAGGCCAUUCCGGACGCGCUGACUAACGAGUGCGCUAAGUGCAGCGAGAAGCAGAAGGCGGGCACGGAGAAGGUGACCAAGUUCCUCCUGGAGAAGAAGCCCGACCUCUGGAAGCAGCUGGAGGCCAAGUACGACCCCAACGGGGAGUACCGCAAGCGCUACGACGACAGGAUCAAGAAGCUCAAGUCGUGAGGACCCGCAGUAGGCUCCACUGCUCUGAUUCUUAACUACAAACACAAUCAAUUAUAUAUGUAACACAUUUUUUGUAAUACACUUAAUAAAUGUGGUCGUAGACUAUUUUCUCAGUACCUUAAUGCGAGCGGCCACCAUAUACCUCAUUCCCUUGGAGAUGCUUAUGCAGGAACUACUGGGCUGCUUACUAUGUACCUUCUACACAAAGCCCUUCUCGACCGAUGUAUGGGAGAGUCUUCAACUUUUCGGUCAGAAGAUGUAUGUGUCUUCCACAACUCUAACGAGAGAAUGACUUCUGAAUAUUUUUGGAUAAUUUUUCCUAAGAGUGAUGUCAAGAAACAAACUCCACAAAAUUAUAAUAAUAUUGAUGAUAAUAAAAUGAUAAUAAUAAUAAU